Tetrahymena thermophila SB210 is the source of this 1686-nucleotide messenger RNA. RefSeq lists its product as hypothetical. The record is from RefSeq and is a predicted model, not a curated record. NCBI's taxonomy places the organism in Eukaryota, Ciliophora, Oligohymenophorea, Hymenostomatida, Tetrahymenidae. The transcript has a single exon.
UUUGCAAUAUUCUUUAUAAUAAGAUACAUAUAAAUACAUACAUAGAUUAUUUAACUUUAAUUAUAUCUUAACCUGAAUAGGAAUUAAUAGUAUAAACAAACAUAAAUUAGUAGAAAUCAAAUUGUAUUUAAAAUGUUUGGUAAGUAACUCAAUUUAAAAUUAAAACCUAACGAUACGUAGAAAUAAAUAUUUUAGUAGCAUUUAAGCGGUAAUAACUAAAUGCCUGUAUAAAACAAUAUAUAAUGUAAAAACGAAGAUAGCUCUUUUCAGGCGCGUGUUUUAGGUAUAUCAAUAAAUACUAACAAUUUUCAAUAAAGAGAUCAUUAGGUCAAUUAGGUCGCUAUUAAUUAAGUAAAUUAAGGUUAUGUAGGCUAGUUUUAGAUGAUUAAGUCUAACUAUCUGGAUGAAAAUGGUGAUGUUUAUAUUAACCAAAAUGCUUAAGUUUAAAAUUCUUUUCUUUAUAGUAUCUGUAAUAUGAUAGAUUCAUAGAAAAGUUAUUAAAGUAAUAUUUAGUAAGAAUUUCUAAAAAGCAGCUUGACGAAUGGUCUCAAAAUAAAUAAAUUCCUUAAUUAAGGAGGGGAAAUGAAUAAAAGUAUUGUACUCUAUGAUGAACUCUAGGAUUAAGCGUAGGUUUCUGUGUAAAAUUAACUCUAAUAGUUUAAUAAUAUUAAGAAUAAUUAGCUGGAAAAUAUGUCAUUUAUUAGGAAUAAUGCGCAAUUAAUAAAUCAAUCUCAGCUUGCUAGGUCUAAAUUUUAUGUAGACAAAAACAAUUUUUAGAGAUAUUUAGACUAUUCAAAGUGCAUUUAGAAUUCAUAAUUAUAGGGUUAAAUAAUAGAUUUGAAUAGCUUUUGUUUAAUUGAUUAAUAAAUAAAGCCAAAUUUUGAUGCUCAAAGCGAUGAUGCUUAAUCUGACGGAUAAUUUAUAAAUGAAAAUUACCCUAAAAGUGCUCAAGAAUUAGAUGAAAAUACUAACUAUGUAAUAAAUAACUCAAACACUUAUUAACCAAAAUAAAUUACAAAUAAUUAAAAAUUCGAAUAGAAAUAAUAAAUGCAAAAAGAUGUUAUCAAACAGCAAACUCACAAUUAAUCUUAGAACAAUGAAAUAAGUUGUGAUUUUGAUGGAGGCAUUAGUGAUGUUAAAAACCUUAGUUCUAACUUAAAUAGCAAUUAAUAAGAUUCUCUAAGUAAUAGUUAUACUAGAAAAGUUAACUUAGUCAAUAAAACAAUAAAACAAAAAAGACAAAAGAAAGAUUCAGAGAAUAAGUAUAGAUAAAGUAAACAUAAAAAUGUAUUUAAAAAUUUUGGUUGCACGUUGAUCAGGUUCAUAAUGUAUAAUCCUCAUUUUCAAGAUAGAUUAAGCAAUGAAAUGCUAAAAGAAGACUCAUAAGGUAAAAAAGAUUUUUAAGACUGGCUAUAAUUUGAUGCUAAACUGGACAACAAAACUACCUUCAUAAAAGCGUUUACUACUUUCAAGUAAGAAACAGAUAAAAUAAAAAAAUUCAAAUAAAUAUUAAGAGAACUUGCCCAAGACUUUUAUGAAAAUUUUAGUUUAAUUUAUUUAAUGAAUUCAAACAAAAUAUCUAAUUUCGAAAUUCACCUCAGAUCUAUUUAUACAUUUUUAGCAUCUUUAAAUGAACCUUAAAAUCUUGAAAAGUUUAAGCCUGUUCCUUUUGAAGAUUUAAGAUGA